UAGUGCAUUUAUUCAAUUAUUCAUAAAUAGAUAACUUUUAUCAUUAUGACUUGUACAUUCGGUGCAUUAAGAGUAUUUAUAUGAUUAUAAAAUCUACUUACUUCUAGAGCAGACGAAACCAAAAACUAAAACAAUUAUUUCAAUAAAGUGAAUUGGCAGAAAAAAUGCCCGUAGCAGACUUUUUCAUAGACAAAAAUGUAUUCGUUACUGGUGGCAGUGGAUUUCUAGGAAAAGUGUUGAUAGAAAAGCUUUUAAGAUCUUGUCCAGGUAUUGGAAACAUUUAUGUACUGUUAAGGCCAAAGAGAAGUAAAUCGAUUGAAGAGCGUCUUGAAAAAGUUCUCGAAUCACCGAUAUUCAAUCCAUUGCGUCAUCAAAAUCCAGAUGUAUUCAAGAAACUGAUCCCCAUUAAAGGCGAUGUUUCGGAACUAAAUUUAGGUAUAAACAAAGAAGAUCGGGAAUUACUAGUUAACACUGUAAAUAUAAUAUACCAUUCGGCAGCAUCAGUACGUUUUGAUGACUUCUUAAAAGACGCCAUUAUUUUAAAUGUUCGAGGAACGAGAGAAGUUGCAAAGUUAGCCCUGGAUUUAAAGAACAUCUCAAUAUUCGUGCACAUAUCAACUGCUUACAGCAAUUGUGAUAAACUAGUAGUAGAAGAAAAACUGUAUCCAGCACAUGCAAACUGGAGGGAUGCUAUUACGAUAGCCGAGGAAUGUGAUCCAAAAACGUUACAGGUUUUUUCUCAAAAAUAUAUUUUUCCAUUACCCAAUACAUACACGUUUGCUAAGUCUUUAGGAGAACAUGUUGUUAAUGAAUUGUGUCAAGGAAAGAUACCAGUUGUAAUAACAAGACCCUCAGUAGUAAUGCAGACACUAUCCGAACCAAUUCAAGGAUAUAUCGAAAAUUAUAAUGGACCGACUGGAUUAAUGACCGCUCUAGGAAUAGGAGUGAUAAGGAUAAUUUAUGGAAAUAGAGAUGCCGUAGUAGAUUAUAUACCGGCCGACUACGUCAUAAAAGGGAUCAUAUUGGCAACCGAAUCACAAAGAACAAAAAAGACUACUUCUGAUAAUAUAGAAAUUUACAAUAUGUCCUAUAACCCUAUACUCCGUAUUACCUUAGAAGAAAUAAUGAGAUUUGGCGAUAAACUUUACAAGGAGAACCCAUAUUCGCAGAUGUUACGUCAUCCGAAAGUAGCUUUAACAGAAAAUUUUUAUAAAUUUUACUCUGAAGUGAUAAUAUCCCACAUGUUACCAUCACUACUUGUUGAUUUGAUUUUAAGAUUGAUUGGGCAGAUACCAAGGUUAGUUCGUAUACAAAGAAGGAUUUAUAUAGCCGCCAUUGUACUCCUUCCUUUCAUGACAAACACGUAUUCUCUUAAAAAUGAUAAAUUUUUAAACUUGCAAAAAAAUUUAAAAGAAGAAGAUUCUGCAUUUUCGUACAAAUAUCUACCUUGGACUGUCGAAGAAAGAGACGCAUAUAUGCGAUCGGGUAAGCUUGGUAUGGAAGCAUAUCUGUUAAAAAGCAAAUCUGUUAUUACUGGAGCAAAGGCUAAAAGGCAACUGAUGAAUUUUGGAUCAGAUAACAGCGAAGUUACAGGGUAAAAUUCCAUGGUUCUUAGUGUAAUGUAUGCUGUUGGUGUAGUGCUAGUAUGAAAUAGUAAAAGCAACUUAAUGUCCAGUUGCACCAACACCUAAAUGAUUGAUUUGGAUUGCCCGUUUAUUUUAAAAUAUAAUUGUCAAAAAACUGUCAAAUUAUAAACAGAAAUUUUAAAGAUUCUCCCAAAAAUAUUAAAUUUUAACAUUCGAAAGGAAAGAAAAGUGUGUUAUUAAAUUUGAUGGCAAAAAAUUUAAUAUUUUUCGGGAGAAUCGUUAACGUUUCUGUUCUUAAUUGACAGUUUUUUGACAAUUAUUAAAUUUUAAAAUAAACGGGCAAUCUAAAUAAAAAAAUCAAUCGUUUAUUUGUUGGUGCAACUGGACAUUAGAACAAAAACUGGAACAGUGGAGACAAGCUCUUGAGGAAAAGGGUUUAAAACUUGAUGGAUUCGACCGUUACUUGAUGGAAGUUCAUUUUAUCUAAAGUGAUCACUUGAGAAAGGCACUCCGCCGAAACAGCUGUAGUCACUUAGUUAUAAU
Diabrotica virgifera virgifera (western corn rootworm) is the source of this 2129-nucleotide messenger RNA. RefSeq names its product putative fatty acyl-CoA reductase CG5065. Gene Ontology annotation, biological process: long-chain fatty-acyl-CoA metabolic process. The transcript is spliced from 9 exons. The record is from RefSeq and is a predicted model, not a curated record. Gene Ontology annotation, cellular component: peroxisome. NCBI's taxonomy places the organism in Eukaryota, Metazoa, Arthropoda, Insecta, Coleoptera, Chrysomelidae. Gene Ontology annotation, molecular function: alcohol-forming very long-chain fatty acyl-CoA reductase (NADP+) activity. The coding region runs from base 165 to 1598 and encodes 477 amino acids.